AAACGAAACUGAAUUAUAUCAGUGUUCGUGGUAAAAUGGCAGAAGCCAGUGUUGCAGUGGAUCAGAACCAGUUCAGCUGUCCAAUCUGUCUGGAUCUACUGAAGGAUCCAGUGACUAUCAACUGUGGACACAGUUACUGUCUGAGCUGCAUUAAGAGCUGCUGGGAUGAGGAAGAUCGUUUUGGAGUUUACAGCUGCCCCCACUGCAGACAGACCUUCAUACCCAGACCUGUUCUGGGCAGAAACACCAUACUGGCUGAAGUGGUGGAGAAACUGAAGAAGACUGGACUACAAGCAGCUACUCCUGCUGACCAUUACGCUGGACCUGGAGAUGUGGAGUGUGACGUCUGUACUGGGAGAAAACACAAAGCUGUCAAGUCCUGCCUGGUCUGUCUGGCCUCUUACUGUGAAACUCACCUCCAGCCUCACUAUGAGUCUCCAGCUUUUAAGAAGCACAAGCAGACUGAUCCUACUGGCCAUCUGCAGGACAAGGUCUGUUCCCACCAUGACAAACCCCUGGAGGUCUACUGCCGUACCGACCAGCAGUGUAUCUGUUAUCUCUGUAUGCUGGAUGAACACAGAGGCCAUGAUACAGUCUCAGCUGCUGCAGGAAGGGCGGAGAUACAGAAACAAAUGGUUGAAACACAGAGGGAAUUUCAGCAGAGAAUUCAGAUGAGAGAGAAGGAGCUGCAGGAGCUGAGAGAGGCUGUGGCCUCAUUCACAAGCUCAGCAAAGUCAGCCGUGGAGGACAGCGAGAGGAUCUUCACUGCAAUGAUCCGCUUUAUUGAGAGAAGACGCUCUGAGGUGACAAAGCUGAUUAGAGAUCAGGAGAAGGCUGUAGUGAGCCAGACUGAAGGAGACAUGAAGAGACUGAAGCAGGAUAUUGAUGAACUGAAGAGGAGACACUCUGUGUUGGAGCAGCUUUCACACACAGAGGAUCACAUCCAUUUCCUCCAGAGGUACCAGGGUCUUCCUGUCACCCCUGAAGCUGGAUUUGGACCCAGAAUCUCCGUCAGUCCACGCUGCUCUUUUGAGAAUAUGAGGAAGGUGGUUUCUGAGCUGAAGGAUCAACUGGAGAAUGUUUGCGAAAAGAAAAUGGCAGAGACCCAUCAUACAGUUACCAAAGACACCAUCCUACCAGUAUUAGUGCCCACGACCAGAUCGGAAUUCUUACAAUAGAGACCCCAGUCAGUAUGUAUGGGCUGCAACACCUCCUACACCAUCACGAUGAGCACCGGAGCUCCGCAAGGCUGUGUGCUUAGUCCUCUGCUCCUCACCUUGUUGAUCCAGGUCUUCACAGCCACGCACAACACCAACCACAUCAUCAGAUGAUACGACAGUGGUGGGCCUGAUAAACAGAGAAGAUGAAUCAGUAUACAGAGAAGAGUUGGAAAGGCUGUCCACAAGGUGCAGAGACAACGAUCUCAAUGUUGACAUGGCAAAGGAGAUAAUUGUGGACUUCAGAAGGACACAUCCUGCCCACAGCUUACUCAGCUUCAAUGGUGCUGCUGUGGAGAGUGUAAGGACAAACCAAGUUCCUCGGUGUGGACAUAACUGAGGAACUUACAUGGACAAAAAACACCAGCUCCUUAUUCAAGAAAGUCCAGCAAAGACUAAACUUCCUGAGGCGGCUGAAAUAAGCAAACCUUCCCCUCCCAUCCUCACCAUGUUCUAUAGAGGCACCAUCGGCAGUGUUCUGACUAACUGCAUCACCAUCUGGUGUGGCAGCUGCAACAAAUCUGACCACAAGUGCCUGCAGAGAGCAGUGAAGACAGCAGAGAACAUUAUGGGAUGCCUCUCCCUUCCCUAAAAGCCGCUUUUUGCAAACGCAGUGUCCGCAAGGCCUGCAGCAUUGUGCAGGACCCAUCACAUCCCUCACAUGGUCAUUUCACACUCCAGCCACCUGAGAGAAGAUACUGCAGCAUCAGAGCCGGGUCUGCCAGGCUGCGUGGCAGUUUUUACCCCCAGGCUGUCAGGCUCCUCAACACCAUGCUGCCCCCCAGGAUCCCUCACUCUGCCUCAUCACUGCCUCAACCCCCCCUUACCUUACAACUAAAGGCCACAGACUGACCCUUAAGCGCUGCACUGCACUUAACACUUUGUCACUCUGACAUGGGGACAAUAAGAAGAAUCCCCAUUAUUCUCUGUCUGCUCCAUUAUUCUGCUUCUAUUCCUAUUUUCGGCUUUUAGAAAUGUUAGACGUGUUACUGUUAUUACAACUAUUAUCAUACACUGUUUUACACUGUGAACUCAUGCUGUUACAAUGUACAUGAUGGUGAAUUCAGGUCUAACUGAUUGCAUAAAAAAUUUAUAAAUUUAAUACAGUUCUAACAAUAUUGCACAUUACCCAAUAUUGCACAAUGUAUACCCCUUACUAGCUGGCUGUUCGGCCUGUGUCAUCUUUCACAUCUUAUGAUUUGGACAGUGUGACUUGGCACUUAGCCGUCUCUCCUAUUUGACUCCCCCUGCCGGCCCCUGGAGGAUGGGCUCCCCCUUUGAGUCUGGUCCCUCCCAAGGUUUCUUCCUUCUUGGGAGUUUUUCCUUGCCACUGUUGCCUUUGGCUUGCUCACUGGGGGCUUUGGGUGAGGAUGCUGUAAAGCGCUUUGAGACGAUGUUAUGUCGUGAUACUGCGCUAUACAAAAAUAAAUUUGUUUGUUUGUU
Molecule: messenger RNA, 2660 nt
Organism: Brienomyrus brachyistius
Lineage: Eukaryota; Metazoa; Chordata; Actinopteri; Osteoglossiformes; Mormyridae
Product: tripartite motif-containing protein 16-like
Exons: 6
Coding region: 36-1178 (380 amino acids)
Molecular function (GO): zinc ion binding; protein binding
Source: RefSeq, a predicted model, not a curated record